CAUGGCAACUUGAAAUGCUAUUAAUUGCAUAGCCUCGAGAUUCGUUUAAUCCAUGUCCAGCAAAGAUAUCGAACAUUGCCACCAGCGAAAAUGUGGGUGUCGUGUCGAGGACACGGAGUGGGGUGUAAUUCAGUCAUUUUCAAAUUUCAUUUAUUUCUUUUACGCUUUAGACUUUGCAUUUUUUUAACAAAGGAAAUUUUUUGCUUACCAAACGCCCAGUCACCCCCGUAACCUGAAGCCACACUUUCCUAAUUAGUGAAUAGCCUCAAACCACUCCAUUGAAUCUGAAAGUCUUCUCAAAUGCUCAAUUGUUUUGCUGUCUUUUUGAAAAUUUUGCUCUUUUAGCAUCACACAUUCUCACAAAUACAUGCAUAAGUGAUUAGUCCUUCCUUCUACCAAAUCCCAUUGAAGAACUGUUUUUUACUGUAUUUUGAAGCAUUUUGCUGAUGAACCAUAUGAUGGAGAGACAGAGAAGUUUCUCUUUCAAAUCCACAAGAUUCUUGGUGUUUUCUUUCACAUUAUCUUCUUCUUUUAUCUUCCUGGCUUCCUUGUUUACUUGGGUCAUCAAAUCCAACCCUUCCGUUCAUCAGGAAACCCAUUUUCAGUUCAACAAAUCAUUUCUUAUUUUGGGUGGUUAUAAACCCAUAACUGUAGGGAGCUUGAGUAGUUUCAGUAGUAAUGAUUUGGCAGGAACCGUAAAGCAUUCAACAGUGAAAGAUACCCCUUUUGCUAAGGCUGCAAAUGCAUCCGGGUCUGAUAAGUUUUCAGUUUCUAAGGAGAUCCAGAGACAAGAAAAUGAGAGUGAAGUGCUAGAAGAUGGUGAUAAUGAAACCGAGGAUCCUGAAACCGAGCAAGAGGAUGCACCUGGAUCUUUAAUAGAAGAUAUUGAAGUUGAAAGCAAUGAAUUAACUGAAGAGGAUGAGGUUAGAGCAAAUUCAGUUGACAAACUUGAGCUUCCAAGCGGUAAGGAACACAAAGAAGAGAAGAAGACAAGAGUAACUUCAGUUGAUAAAAAUGAAGUUCAAAGUAAUAGGAAAAUUGAGGAGAAGAAGGCAGAUAGCUGCGAUGUAACAAAAGGAAAGUGGGUUUAUGAUGAGAGCUAUCCUCUGUACACAAAUGGAUCGUGUCCUUUCAUUGAUGAAGGUUUUAACUGUGAUAGCAAUGGAAGGCGCGAUAGAAAUUACAUGAAGUGGAAAUGGCAACCACGUGAUUGUGAUUUUCCUAGGUUCAAUGCAGCAAAAAUGCUGGAUUUGAUCCGAGGGAAAAGACUGGUCUUUGUAGGAGAUUCAAUUAACAGAAACCAAUGGGAAUCCAUGCUUUGUAUGUUAAUGGGAGCCAUACGAGAUCCAAAGAAGGUCUAUGAAACUCAUGGGCGAAGAAUCACCAAAGAGAAGGGAAAUUAUAGUUUCAAAUUUGUGGAUUAUAAGUGUACGGUUGAAUACUAUGUCUCUCACUUUUUGGUUCACGAGAGCAAGGCAAGAAUAGGGCAAAAGCGGAAGCCCACUUUAAGAAUUGAUGCAAUUGAUCAUGGUUCAUCAAAAUGGAGAGGAGCUGAUAUUUUGGUCUUCAACACUGCACAUUGGUGGUCUCAUUACAAAACAAAAGCCGGGAUCAACUAUUAUCAGGAAGGAAGCCAAGUACAUCCUCGACUUGAUGUCUCUACUGCCUUUAGAAAAGCUUUAAUGACCUGGGCUGCAUGGGUUGAUAGACGCAUUAAUCCAGGCAGAACGCAAGUUUUCUUUCGAAAUUCAGCACCUUCUCAUUUCAGGGGAGGAGGGUGGAAUUCAGGUGGCCACUGUAUGGAAGCUGCUUGGCCCCUUAAUGACACUUCAGGCAUGGCAUACCCUGAGAAGAACAAAAUUGUGGAGGAGGUCAUUUUGCAGAUGAAAACUCCUGUAACAUUACUGAAUGUAACUUGUUUAUCAGCGUACAGAAUAGAUGGUCAUCCAUCAAUAUACGGGAAAAAACCAGGGAAUCGCAACUCGCAUAUUCAAGAUUGCAGCCAUUGGUGUCUUCCUGGUGUUCCGGAUACGUGGAAUGAGAUUUUGUAUUUCCAUUUGCAAUCCAAACAAAGGAGCAAGCAUCAAUCGAAAAGUCAAUCAUAAUCCUUGGCAUGUAUAUUCUCUCUAUUCUUUCAGUUUAUAAUCUCGUCUGAUAGCAUGCAAAAUGUAACAUUUUUGGGUCAUGUCUUCGAAAUGCAAUUGAUAAUGUUUGGAUGAGGAUCCCCCGUUUGCGAGUAAAAUUCAUAAAAUUAUAAAGCUUGCUUGCUUAGUUGGUUUUACAUGGCUUUUUGCUUAGUUGAAGAUGACCCAACUGCCGACCCUGGGAGCUUGGACUCGAUCUUUUUAAAAAGGUUAAUUAAAGAUUAUGGGAAUGAACAUCAUCAACAUUAAGGAAUGCCACAUUAACGUUGGCAAACAUAGUGGUUUCACAAUUACUUAAAAUCACUACUUCGAAAAGUAUUGUUACAAAUACAAUUGUAGAACUGCAACUUUUGAUACAUGAACAGGGGAUGGGGGGAUCGUUGAUAUGUUGGUUCAACUGUCAUGGUAAGACCAAAGAUAUCAAAAAGGGAAACAUUAAAGCAUACAUGAAAAAUGCAAAUAGCUAUCA
Molecule: messenger RNA, 2613 nt
Organism: Durio zibethinus
Lineage: Eukaryota; Viridiplantae; Streptophyta; Magnoliopsida; Malvales; Malvaceae
Product: protein trichome birefringence-like 6
Cellular component (GO): Golgi apparatus
Molecular function (GO): O-acetyltransferase activity
Source: RefSeq, a predicted model, not a curated record